Schistocerca cancellata (South American locust) is the source of this 4284-nucleotide messenger RNA. RefSeq lists its product as uncharacterized. The transcript has 10 exons. Bases 1 to 4284 code for a protein of 1427 amino acids. The record is from RefSeq and is a predicted model, not a curated record. Lineage: Eukaryota; Metazoa; Arthropoda; Insecta; Orthoptera; Acrididae.
AUGCCUUGCAAUGACAGCACGUCUUGUGAAGACAGCACACCUUGUGAAGACAGCACGUCUUGCAAAGACAGCACGUAUUGCAAGGACAGCAUGCUUUGUGAUGACAGCACACUUUGCGAAGACAGCUCCCAUUCACGCUUUGCCAAGGAAGCUCAUGUAGCCAAGACAGUAUGCCUUGCCAUCACAGCACGCCUUGCCAAGACGACACGCCUUGCCAAGACAGCACACUUUGCCAAGACAGCACAUCUUUAUAAGACAGCACACCUUGCCAAGACAGCACGCCUUGCCAAGGCUUCACACCCUCCUAAGACAGCACACCUUGCCAAUACAGCACACACUGCCAAGACAGCACACCUAGCCAAGACAGCACACCUUGCCAAAACAGCACACCUUACAAAGACAGCACACCUUGUUAAGACAGCACAGCUUGCGAAGACAGCAUGCCUUGCCAAGAUAGCACACCUUGCCAAGACAGCACACCUUUCCAUGACAGCAUGCCUUCUCAAAACACCAUGCCUUGCCAAGACAGCACACCUUGCGAAGGCAGCACAUGUUGUGAAGACAUCACACCUUGAGAAGGCAGCACAUACAGCACACCUUGCCAAGACAGCACGCCAUGCUAAGACAGCACACCUUGCCAAGACAGCAUGCCUUGCCAAGACAGCACAUGUUGCCGAGACAGCACACCUUGCUGAGACUGCAUGUCUUGCCAAGACAACAUGCCUUGUUAAGACAGCAAACCUUGCCGAGACAGCACACCUUGCCAAGACAGCACGCCUUGUCAAGACAGCACACCUUGCCGAGACAGCACACCUUGCUGAGACAGCAUGCCUUGCCAAGACAACACGCCUUGUUAAGACAACAAACCUUGCUGAGACAGCACGCCUUGCCAAGACAGCAUGCCUUCAGAAGGCAGCACGCCUUCAGAAGACAGCACACCUUCAGAGGAGAGCACGCCUUGCCAAGACUGCACGCCAUGCCAAGACAGCACGCUUUGCACGCUUUGCCAAGGAAGCUCAUGUAGCCAAGACAGUAUGCCUUGCCAUCACAGCACGCCUUGCCAAGACGACACGCCUUGCCAAGACAGCACACUUUGCCAAGACAGCACAUCUUUAUAAGACAGCACACCUUGCCAAGACAGCACGCCUUGCCAAGGCUUCACACCCUCCUAAGACAGCACACCUUGCCAAUACAGCACACACUGCCAAGACAGCACACCUAGCCAAGACAGCACACCUUGCCAAAACAGCACACCUUACAAAGACAGCACACCUUGUUAAGACAGCACAGCUUGCGAAGACAGCAUGCCUUGCCAAGAUAGCACACCUUGCCAAGACAGCACACCUUUCCAUGACAGCAUGCCUUCUCAAAACACCAUGCCUUGCCAAGACAGCACACCUUGCGAAGGCAGCACAUGUUGUGAAGACAUCACACCUUGAGAAGGCAGCACAUACAGCACACCUUGCCAAGACAGCACGCCAUGCUAAGACAGCACACCUUGCCAAGACAGCAUGCCUUGCCAAGACAGCACAUGUUGCCGAGACAGCACACCUUGCUGAGACUGCAUGUCUUGCCAAGACAACAUGCCUUGUUAAGACAGCAAACCUUGCCGAGACAGCACACCUUGCCAAGACAGCACGCCUUGUCAAGACAGCACACCUUGCCGAGACAGCACACCUUGCUGAGACAGCAUGCCUUGCCAAGACAACACGCCUUGUUAAGACAACAAACCUUGCUGAGACAGCACGCCUUGCCAAGACAGCAUGCCUUCAGAAGGCAGCACGCCUUCAGAAGACAGCACACCUUCAGAGGAGAGCACGCCUUGCCAAGACUGCACGCCAUGCCAAGACAGCACGCUUUGCACGCUUUGCCAAGGAAGCUCAUGUAGCCAAGACAGUAUGCCUUGCCAUCACAGCACGCCUUGCCAAGACGACACGCCUUGCCAAGACAGCACACUUUGCCAAGACAGCACAUCUUUAUAAGACAGCACACCUUGCCAAGACAGCAUGCCUUGCCAAGGCUUCACACCCUCCUAAGACAGCACACCUUGCCAAUACAGCACACACUGCCAAGACAGCACACCUAGCCAAGACAGCACACCUUGCCAAAACAGCACACCUUACAAAGACAGCACACCUUGUUAAGACAGCACAGCUUGCGAAGACAGCAUGCCUUGCCAAGAUAGCACACCUUGCCAAGACAGCACACCUUUCCAUGACAGCAUGCCUUCUCAAAACACCAUGCCUUGCCAAGACAGCACACCUUGCGAAGGCAGCACAUGUUGUGAAGACAUCACACCUUGAGAAGGCAGCACAUACAGCACACCUUGCCAAGACAGCACGCCAUGCUAAGACAGCACACCUUGCCAAGACAGCAUGCCUUGCCAAGACAGCACAUGUUGCCGAGACAGCACACCUUGCUGAGACUGCAUGUCUUGCCAAGACAACAUGCCUUGUUAAGACAGCAAACCUUGCCGAGACAGCACACCUUGCCAAGACAGCACGCCUUGUCAAGACAGCACACCUUGCCGAGACAGCACACCUUGCUGAGACAGCAUGCCUUGCCAAGACAACACGCCUUGUUAAGACAACAAACCUUGCUGAGACAGCACGCCUUGCCAAGACAGCAUGCCUUCAGAAGGCAGCACGCCUUCAGAAGACAGCACACCUUCAGAGGAGAGCACGCCUUGCCAAGACUGCACGCCAUGCCAAGACAGCACGCUUUGCACGCUUUGCCAAGGAAGCUCAUGUAGCCAAGACAGUAUGCCUUGCCAUCACAGCACGCCUUGCCAAGACGACACGCCUUGCCAAGACAGCACACUUUGCCAAGACAGCACAUCUUUAUAAGACAGCACACCUUGCCAAGACAGCACGCCUUGCCAAGGCUUCACACCCUCCUAAGACAGCACACCUUGCCAAUACAGCACACACUGCCAAGACAGCACACCUAGCCAAGACAGCACACCUUGCCAAAACAGCACACCUUACAAAGACAGCACACCUUGUUAAGACAGCACAGCUUGCGAAGACAGCAUGCCUUGCCAAGAUAGCACACCUUGCCAAGACAGCACACCUUUCCAUGACAGCAUGCCUUCUCAAAACACCAUGCCUUGCCAAGACAGCACACCUUGCGAAGGCAGCACAUGUUGUGAAGACAUCACACCUUGAGAAGGCAGCACAUACAGCACACCUUGCCAAGACAGCACGCCAUGCUAAGACAGCACACCUUGCCAAGACAGCAUGCCUUGCCAAGACAGCACAUGUUGCCGAGACAGCACACCUUGCUGAGACUGCAUGUCUUGCCAAGACAACAUGCCUUGUUAAGACAGCAAACCUUGCCGAGACAGCACACCUUGCCAAGACAGCACGCCUUGUCAAGACAGCACACCUUGCCGAGACAGCACACCUUGCUGAGACAGCAUGCCUUGCCAAGACAACACGCCUUGUUAAGACAACAAACCUUGCUGAGACAGCACGCCUUGCCAAGACAGCAUGCCUUCAGAAGGCAGCACGCCUUCAGAAGACAGCACACCUUCAGAGGAGAGCACGCCUUGCCAAGACUGCACGCCAUGCCAAGACAGCACGCUUUGCACGCUUUGCCAAGGAAGCUCAUGUAGCCAAGACAGUAUGCCUUGCCAUCACAGCACGCCUUGCCAAGACGACACGCCUUGCCAAGACAGCACACUUUGCCAAGACAGCACAUCUUUAUAAGACAGCACACCUUGCCAAGACAGCACGCCUUGCCAAGGCUUCACACCCUCCUAAGACAGCACACCUUGCCAAUACAGCACACACUGCCAAGACAGCACACCUAGCCAAGACAGCACACCUUGCCAAAACAGCACACCUUACAAAGACAGCACACCUUGUUAAGACAGCACAGCUUGCAAAGACAGCAUGCCUUGCCAAGAUAGCACACCUUGCCAAGACAGCACACCUUUCCAUGACAGCAUGCCUUCUCAAAACACCAUGCCUUGCCAAGACAGCACACCUUGCGAAGGCAGCACAUGUUGUGAAGACAUCACACCUUGAGAAGGCAGCACAUGUUGUGAAGAUGCAUUCCAUGAUAAGACAGCACACCUUGCCAAGACAGCACACCUUGACAAGACAGCACGCCUUGCCCAGACAACACACGUUGCCAAGACAGCACGCCUUGCCAAGACAGCUCGAGUUGCCAAGACAGUAUGCCUUGCCAAGACCGCAAGAGUUGCCAAGGCAGCUUGCCUUGCCAAGACAGCAUGCCUUCCCAAUACAGCACGCCUUGCGAAGGCAGCAUGUGUUGUGA